AGAUGGGCGGCUGCGUGAGAGUGCGUGAUGAUAUCCUGUCUGUCCAUCCACAUCCACUCGCUCCCCCAAUACACACACACCGCUUCUCCCAAGUCGUCGUGUUCUGUCCCAGGACGCUGACGCUGCGAGUCUCCCCCGUCUGAGAGACAAUGGUUUCUUUCUCCUGCGAGAGCUGCGGCGAUGUCCUGACCAAGAAGAAACUCGAUCCGCACAGGAACCAAUGUCGCGGGGCUACCUUCACCUGCCUGGACUGCAUGGUCCAUUUCUACGGCACCGAGUAUCGCGCCCACACUAGCUGCAUCAGCGAAGCACAGAAAUACCAGGGGUCGACGUACAAGGACAAGAAGAAGGGCAACAACCAGCAAAGACAGCAGGACUCUCAGGCACAGCAGUAUCAGAAUACUGCUCUGGUUCCUCAUGCGUAUGUCGAGUCUGAGCAAGAUGCCUCAGUCGCAAUAGUGGACGCUCCACCCCGCGCGCCCUCUCCGCCCGUCAAUGUCUUCGACUUUCUCGUCGAGGACAAGACUCCUAAUGCCUCGCGCCUCGCCCUGCCAGACGUCGACGAGACACGUAUGAUUGAAGAUACACAUCACGAAAACGCCGCACCCACGACACAUUCGCAAGAACUCGUACGGCACGACUACCAGAACACAGAGCACCUCCCUGUCCCCGGUGCAUACGACUCUCAAGAAGCCUAUGCCGACACAGGCUUCUCCUACGGCCACGCUCCCGUCGCACCCUCCUUCGAACGCUUCAACUCCUACACCGAACCCAACCACCCAAAGAACAGCUACACCACCCCAGCGCCCAAGAUCCGCGAAGUCCGACCGCGCGAACCCUCCGACCGCAUGACUGUCCCGUCCACAGACAAGAAACGCAAGCGCGCAUCCCCGAACCCACUCGACAUGCACGCCGUCCACGCCCAACAGGCCGCCGAUACCCUCAUGACCGACGCCCCGCCCGAACUCCACUCCGGCCUGACCGGCGGUCUCUCCCGCCUCCUUGCCCGUCCCGCGUUUCCGCCCAGCCCCGAUUACUCGGGCGCCGACUGGGUCGACGCCGAGGCCAGCCCGAUGAGCCCGCUCAAGCGCAGUAAGAACGCCCACAUCGAGCGCGAGCGGGGCCGCGAACGUGAACGCCGCAAGAGCGCGAGUAAGGGGCGCGCCGUCCAGCUGGUCCAGGUGCGCAAGCGGCCGAAGCGUGGCUCGGGCGAGCGAGAGCGUGAACGUGAACGAGAGCGAGAGCGUGAAGGUACCGAGGAGCGCCGACGCAGACGCAAGCGCCGUAGCGACGAGAGUUCGGGCGACCGCGACGGGCGGCGCGCCGUCAAGAGAAUCGAGUAUCGGGUGCCCAGUGACGGCUCGGACAAGUCGGGCGACUCCCGCGCACUGGUGCUACACAAGAGCGAGGACCUGAAAGUGACGGCGCAUAACCGAGACGGCGACGCGGCCUUUGCGGCGCAGCGCGCAGAUCUAUUCAUGCGAUUUGUGAAUAAAGGCCCCGAGAGCGUGCACGGGAUGAGCAUGAACAAGGCGCUGAAGAGAUAUCAUCGCGAGCGCAGUGAGCGCUGGGACGACGGCGAGGAGUGGGGCGGGCUGAGCAAAGGCGAGGAAGAGAAGGAGCUGUGGAAGAGUCUGCGGGUGCGGCGCAAUGAGCGGGGAGAGAUUGUUCUGUUCUUCUGAAUGGUUGGA
Messenger RNA from Pseudovirgaria hyperparasitica, 1691 nucleotides. RefSeq lists its product as uncharacterized. The record is from RefSeq and is a predicted model, not a curated record. Lineage: Eukaryota; Fungi; Ascomycota; Dothideomycetes; Acrospermales; Acrospermaceae. Gene Ontology annotation, biological process: rRNA processing; negative regulation of transcription by RNA polymerase II. The transcript is spliced from 4 exons. Gene Ontology annotation, molecular function: DNA binding. Gene Ontology annotation, cellular component: nucleolus. The coding region runs from base 150 to 1682 and encodes 510 amino acids.